AUGCCGACGCCGCCUCGCUGUGUUCAAAUUUCCCGCGCACAACGUCACGAUCCACUAGCCAAUGAAAGAACGACUGUGGGUUCACGUGACUUGCGAAGUCCAAGCAACAGCUAUGGAGAGAACCUCUCGCCAGUCAAGAUGGAGGUCUGUGGAGAGGACACAUCGUGUCCACAAACUACACAUAUUUCGUGUUUAUACCCAGAGAUCUUAGCACUCAUAUUCAGUUACUUGGACGUUAAAGACAAGGGGCGUGUGGCUCAAGUGUGUACUAACUGGCGUGACGCUGCCUAUCACAAGAGUGUGUGGAGAGGAGUAGAGGCCAAGCUCCACCUGCGCAGGGCCAACCCGUCUUUGUUCGAGUCGCUGGGGUGUCGAGGUAUCCGCCGCGUGCAGGUGCUGUCGCUGCGGCGGGUGCUGAGGGACGUGAUCAGCGGUGUGCCCAACAUCACCUCCCUCAACCUGUCCGGCUGCUACAACGUCUCUGACAUCAGCCUCACGCACGCCUUCGCCAAUGAGUGUCCCUCCCUCACCCACCUCAACCUCUCGCUCUGUAAACAGAUCUCCGAUUCCUCGUUGGGCAAAAUAGCGCAACAGCUGAGGAACCUGGAGGUGUUGGAGCUGGGAGGAUGUUCUUACAUUACGAACACUGGACUACUGUUAGUGGCGUGGGGUUUAAAGAAAUUACGGAGACUAAACUUAAGAUCGUGUUGUUUAGUGAGCAACCAGGGUAUCGCCUACCUGGCCGGGCAGCACCAGGAGGCAGCUGACGGCACUACGGCGCUCGAGCACCUGGGCCUCCAAGACUGCCAGAAGCUGUCAGACGAGGCCCUCCGGCAUGUCGCUAACGGCCUCCCUAACCUCAAGAGUAUAAACCUCUCCUUCUGCGCUAGCAUCACAGACUCUGGACUCAAAUAUCUAGCGCGGAUGCCUAGCCUUCGUGAACUAAACCUAAGAUCGUGUGAUAACAUCUCGGACAUCGGAAUAGCCUACCUGGCGGAGGGGGGUUCGCGGAUAACCACGCUGGAUGUGUCUUUCUGUGACAAGAUCGGGGACCAGGCACUGGUUCACAUAUCCCAGGGCUUGUUUACCUUACGUUCACUCUCCUGUUCGGCGUGUCAAAUCAGUGACGACGGCAUCCAUCGCAUCGCACGAACACUGCACGAGCUAGACACCCUCAACAUCGGUCAGUGUGUGAGAGUCACUGACAAGGGGUUGCAGUUGAUCGCCGAACACCUCACCAACCUUUACUGCAUCGACCUCUACGGUUGUAACCGCAUCACUACGGUGGGACUAGAGAGAAUCAUGCAGUUACCCCGCCUGUCUGUGCUAAACCUGGGUCUGUGGCACAAACACAGGCGGUGACGCUUGUCUCACCUAGGACACCAUAACCAAUCUCCGGCCCAGGACCACCAGGUGCUCAGUCCCACCAAACACUCAAGGUAAAAUUAUCCUCAUGCAGGUACUGGCUCCAAGUCUACGGUAACCUCUGCCAGGACCGCGUGACAGUGAAUAUUUCCUUGGUCGUAUACUCGGUACCAUGUUGCUUCUGCGGCUUCACUAUUAAGGGCUGUGCUAUACAGAUAGACACUUCGUGGAGACUUGCUGAAGUGUGUCAGGGAAAUAUUCCUAUAAUGUAUACCAUUCAAAACCAAUCCCAGUGUCGCCUCGCACUGAACAGGUGUCCACGAAGAGUUAUCUUGUGUCGUCAUGUGAACGUGUCUAACCAGUGCCAUGAAACCUCACCUUCAAUCCUCCCACCAUGAAUGAACAGUUUCCCUCUUCCGUGCCAUGAAAGUGUUGCUGACUUCACAGGUAUUCGCUAAGGUUUUCUGUUUUAAGAAGGUCUUAUACUGUAUAUCGGUAAAUACAACGAAAUGACACCAUAUUAGUGUCCAUUGCGUAUCCUACAUUGUUCAAAGGUCCCUCGCAACUGUAAGGUUUGUGGCAACACUGAAGAGGGACCACGGUGCCAAUCAAUGCCAACUGUCAAGUUUGGUGUCAAAGUUAGUGAAGAAAUGCCAUUGAAUUCUCGAACAUAUGACCAUUUGUAUAUAAUGUAGUGCCGUGAUAACCCAUGUGAUAUGUGUGUAUGUGCGAGUAUAACUAAGGAUAUUAUGCCUAGCUAAGAAGCGGUACACUGUAGGCGAUGUUCCACUAGAAUGAAUGAUCCUGUAAUUAGUGUUUUAAGAUGCAAUAUCAAUGCUUCUUGUGUAAAUAUUAUAUAUAAUAUAAACAUAGAUUUAUAUAUUAAAUGCGGGCUUAAGGUAUGAAGCCCAAAAUGUGAAGAAGGUACCUGGAGUAAGACUUCAUAAGUAAUACUGCAUGUCAGCAGGCUAUGAACAUACAUACAUACAUCACCAGUAGCAUGUUUAUAUAUACUAGCUGGUGAAGACGAUGUUAUCAGGAAUGAGAGUCACGUGGGCGGGAGGGAGGCGGGGAGGGUAGACCCGUAAUACCUGUUCCAGUCAGCACUAAGCAACGUAACACAUCCUUGUUGUUGUAAACUUCCCAUCUGUUUACUAUUAACUUAUACUGAAUGGAGCCUUGAAUAAUGACCGGUAUCUCUACCACACAUUACGCUGACUCUGCCUCCCCCUCACCCACAGACUCCAAUCAUCGUUUAUAUCUGGUUGUUUCCGGACAACUUCUCAAGUGUAUUGUGGGUUAGCAUUGUACACCCCCUCCCCCUCUCUCUCCAUGCCAGGGGCCGCGGGGCACACAUGUCACCUGAGCUGAGACAAUCCCUCCUCCCUUAUUUUUUUUUCCAGUCAGUCACUUCCCGGUUAAACAUUUUUAUUUUUACCAAUGUGAUUAUUUAAAUAGUUUUACUCCCGGGAACAACUGUUAUCACCUCCACGUGUUGUCUUUCCUUGACCACAACAAUAGGUAUUUAUCACAGUACAAUUACCUGUCCUGAUUUGAUUGGUAUGUGUGGCAAUUUACCCCAAAUCAUUAUAUCACGGUUGUAUGUCAUUACUUGCCGUACUGGUGUCUGUUAUGAGUAUUUGUGUUUAUCAUUUAUCAAAGUCUAAACAUCUUUAUAUUUUGAAAAUGUCUUAAUUUUUUUCACUAUUAAAUUCAGAGCUCAUACUUGACACCUAACCUAACCCAUUGUACCUUAUAGCCCUGAGUGUCAUGACCCCAUCAACAGUACCACAGUCAACCACGACGCUGUAUAGGCCUUUACGAACUAUAUUGACUAACUAUAUAACAUCAUCCAAAGUUGGGUUUAAAUAGCUGCUACUUUAUUCUGGCCAAUAUGCCUACUGUAGUUCCUUUAUUACCUGUAUGUUAUUAUAUCCUGCCAGUACAGUUCCUACCAUCAUGCUCCACGUCCAGAUUAGUUCCUCCCCACGAAACACCCUUCUUACCCGCACCCCUUAUGUACCGCUGGCCCUUUAACUCAAAUUUAUAUAUAUAUAUAUAUUCCUUAAUUAAUAUAUCAAGGCGUACGAAGUAUAACUACCCAUAAAUAAUUAUACCUGCAGAAUAAGGAAACUAGCCUGGGUGAUAAAAUUAACAUCCAUAAUUAGAAUAAAGCUGUCUUAGAAACAUAAUCCGAGAUGAACACGUAACAUGUGAGUAACCUGUUGCUAAUAUAUGUAUAAAAUAUCCACCAUAGAUAUAACUGUAAAUACAUAACAGAGCAGCUGCCAGAUAUCUACACUAUAUUAACCUGGUUGCAAUUAACAUGUAGGACUGGCGGCUGCUCAUACAAUAGUCUAAUUAAUUAUUGAGAGGCACUAUUGCAGCUUGAUCCUCGACCGAGCUACAAGGGUACUGGGGAGUGAGAGAGAGAGACCCAACUCUCUCUCUCUCUACAUCCCACCUUUAAGUGACUCUUAUUGUCGAGUUCUUGCCUCACGAGAGAUGGAACCGAGUCAGAUUCUUAAGUCCAUUAACUUAUUGUUAAGUGGGGCUUGUAUAUCCUCCCCCAGUUCGUCCCGUUAAAGUACUAUAAGGAUGAUUUAAUGUGUUUCCCCUUAAUCCACAGUGAUAUGUUUCUAAGGCUGUUGGUUUCUAGCUCUCAUUAGAACCUUCAUCAAUUAAGAGUUUUUAAAAUAAGUAAACAAAUACUUUCUAAUAUGAAGAGUGAAUUAUGCGAAGAUACAGAUUCUUAUGUUAGAUUAUUACAAGAAAAUACCCAAAGGUUAUAAUACUUCCUUUACUAA
Messenger RNA from Homarus americanus (American lobster), 4172 nucleotides. RefSeq names its product F-box/LRR-repeat protein 14-like. Gene Ontology annotation, molecular function: protein binding. The transcript has a single exon. Lineage: Eukaryota; Metazoa; Arthropoda; Malacostraca; Decapoda; Nephropidae. The coding region runs from base 1 to 1362 and encodes 453 amino acids. Gene Ontology annotation, biological process: SCF-dependent proteasomal ubiquitin-dependent protein catabolic process. Gene Ontology annotation, cellular component: SCF ubiquitin ligase complex. The record is from RefSeq and is a predicted model, not a curated record.